This is a messenger RNA of Rattus rattus (black rat), 921 nucleotides long. Its product is annotated as vomeronasal type-1 receptor 4-like. The transcript has a single exon. Bases 1 to 921 code for a protein of 306 amino acids. Gene Ontology annotation, molecular function: pheromone receptor activity. NCBI's taxonomy places the organism in Eukaryota, Metazoa, Chordata, Mammalia, Rodentia, Muridae. Gene Ontology annotation, biological process: G protein-coupled receptor signaling pathway. The record is from RefSeq and is a predicted model, not a curated record. Gene Ontology annotation, cellular component: membrane.
AUGAAAAUGUCUUCUGAAAACUUUGCAAUGGGAAUUUUCCUCUUCUCUCAGAUUACAGUGGGAAUGCUUGGCAAUUCCUCAGUACUAUUUCAUUACAUCAUUUUAAUACACACUGGGAAGCAUUUAAUGCCCAAAGACCUGAUUAUAGAGCAUUUGACUUUUGCCAACUGCUUGUCUAUCAUCUCAAAAGGCAUUCCACAGACAAUGUCAGAUUUGGGAUUUAAGGAUUUUCUAGAUGACAUCGGAUGUAAAUUGAUAAUGUAUAUUUCUCAAAUAACAAGGGGAGUGUCCCUUUAUGCCAUGUGCCUACUGAAUUGUUUCCAAGCAAUAAUAAUCAGCAUCAGCAACUCCAGGUGGAUGAAGCUUAAAUACAGAGCAACCAAGUACAUUGGUCCCUCCUGCUCGGUCAGUUGGCUUGUGCACCUGGUUCUAAACAUCUUUAUUCCAGCAAGAGUGUUAGGCCCCAGUUACAAGAAAAAUGCUACUAACUGGGUGAGUUAUGAAUACUGCUCAUUGUUUCCUUCUAGCAGUAUGACAACUGUACUAUAUAUGUCCUUACUGUCCUUCUCUGAUGUCCUGUGUCUGAGUCUCAUGGCCUGUGCAAGUGUCUCCAUGAUACAUAUCCUCUACAAACAUAAGAGACAAGUCAAGCAUGUACACAGUACUCAGCACUUUCUAAAAGUCUCACCUGAAGACAGAGCCACCCAAACUAUCCUCAUCUUGUUGUGCAUGUUUGUCAUCUCUUACUCAUUCUCUUCUGUUCUGACUGUCUUACGGACUUGCUCCAAAUACCCAGUGCUCUGGGGAGUAAAUGUAUUUACAUUUAUUGAAAUAUCCUUUCCCAUAUUUUGUCCCUUUGUUCUUAUCAUGAAUAUGAAGUCUAGUUUUAUUCUGUUUUUACCCUGCUUUGGUAAGAGAUAG